Oryzias latipes (Japanese medaka) is the source of this 3195-nucleotide messenger RNA. NCBI's taxonomy places the organism in Eukaryota, Metazoa, Chordata, Actinopteri, Beloniformes, Adrianichthyidae. The record is from RefSeq and is a predicted model, not a curated record.
CUCCUGCGUUCGGUUUUAGGAUUUUCUAGCUGUUAUAAAAACUGCAUAUAAGCAGCUUUUAAAACUGACAGAAAUGCUUGUGAAAAACCAACCAGCCUGUUCAUAAUGUUUAAAUGAAGUCGGUCUCAGUUAAGGUGUUACUUAACUUAACUUUAGUCUCAACGGAACGGAAGUCAAAUGAAAAUCAGACGCCGGCUUCAAUGUCCUGCAUAUCCGGCCGGACAAAAAUGUCCUCGUGCUUUUAUACAAACCUGUCUCCCGCGUGCGCAGAUCAUUCAGCACGUCAUUCAUAAACAUCGAUGUUCCAUCACUGCUCCCCCUCCUUCCCUGCUUCCUCCAUCAUAUUUCACAUCAUGGACACUUUUUAUUGAGUCUUUUGGAAAAUUAGGAGCAGUGGUGGAUUUAGCAAACAGUGUGUCCUAGCUAGAAGUUAUGUAAUAUAUGAAAGUUUAAUUUUUCAAUGGAAUUAUGCAAAUGAAUAUGCUGUAUCCAUGAGAUGGCUAAUGGGACAACAGAUUUAAGCUCCAAUUUAAUAGUGGUAGUAACCAGUCAGUUUUAACUGUGAAAAGAGGCCUUUUGGUUGACAGGAUGAGUCUUUUAAAAACGUCAGAGGAUGGCGUCAUGGUGUGUGACAUCAACUGUCAAACAUGGAGAAGGAAGUGUGAUGGUAUGGGUGUUGUUCAGAGAGAGAAGCACCUUGAACAAACACAGCUACAAUACUCUGCAGCAACAUUAUUAGUUGGAUCUGGUUCAAAAUGAGAAGCCAUCCAUGCAAUGCCAAAACUACCUAUGGUAAACUUCAAACCCCUGAUUAGUCAGAACUCUUUAGGCUUGCACCACAUAGAGAGAGUCUUUUGAAGAACUUUAACCUUUUUUUUUCUCAUUUGCAUCCACAUGUUUAUAUUUGCAUCCACAUGUUUAUGCUCACAUUUGUUGUUCACAGGACCAAACCCGGCGCUUUCCCUGUGCCUUGUGUGUGUAACAGACAGGCAAAAGUUCCAAAACACCAACACUCUAUGACCUUUUCCUUUCUUUUUGGAAAUUUUGAGAAACCUUUUGAUUUUAGGUUUUAAAAGUCUUGGAAAUGGUUGGGGUACGGUCUCUGAAACAGCAAAGAAGUUGGCCCAGAGGUCUCAGACCGAAAAGAAAGCAAGCUAGAUAUAAUAUAUACUAUAAUUACGAAGAAGAAAAGCAUAAGGAAAAUGCUCAUAAUGGUGAUAAUAGUGACGAUGAAGAGGAGGCAGAGGGGAAAAGGCAGAGGACUCCAAAAAAAGUUCUGUGGCGUGUGACUUGUGGAACCAAAGCGGGCAUUCUGCACAUAACAAGGCUGCAGAGAGGUGAGUUGUGCAUCAGGUACAAUGGCGUCUGGAUUUCUCCGGCUGACUUUGAAACACGUGGAGGAAGAGGUUCUGCCAAAAAAUGGAAAACCAGUAUCUACCACAACAACAAGCCACUGGAGUUUUUCUUUAAGAGAGGGGACCUAUCUACUAGAGGUUUUAAGUUUAAAAAAACGCCACUGGCAAAGGAUAAAGUCUUGGCGCUGUCUGUAGGAGACUCUGAAGCUCACUCUUCAGCUGAAACCGAGGAAGACGAUGCAGAAGAAAACCGAUGCGAGCUAGAUCCUAUUGUGAUAACGGAUGGCGAAGACGUGAUGGAGGAUGAAAGAGAAGGAGAGAAGACCGUUGAAGUAAAAGAAAGUGAAGGAAAUAAAAUAGAUGAUGAGGAUUUAACAGCUGCAGUUGAACACGCUGAAGACCAACCGGCUUUAAAAGAAAUGCAUCCAAACAUUUCAGCAAAAUUCCCACAAAUUUCGGCUUAUCCAGUGGUGGCCAUUGAAAGACUUCCUUUAGCCGGUUGGGAUGUCUGUGAGCCUCAAGUUCUGUCAGACGAGGAAGCAGACAGUGAUGAGGAAUCGGAGGUCACGGAUGACAGCAGCUCUGAAGAAAAUGCUGUGAACGUCACAACGGUUCCAAUGCCUUCGCUGAGCUUAGAACAUGUUGCUGUUCAAGAAAACAAAGAGAAGCUCGCCCAGAGUGGUGAAAUCCAUGAUAAGCAGACAAACGCCAAAAGUACUGUAGAUGAAAGCAACAGCAAAGACUGGAUGGACUGUUCCACCUUAUCCAAUCACAUUGUCAUUAAAGAAAACGUGGUGCAGACGGAGAAGAGUCCUAAUGGAAAGAUAAAUGGUGAAAUCAAAAAGGAUCUAGAAAGAUUUAGAGUGCACGAAAAAACCAAUACGACCUCCAAUGUUCCACGGAAACAGCGACUUAACGAAGAAAACCUAGAACAGAUCAUUGAACCUCUUAGUGAACACAGUACCGCCAAGUUACAGGAUGGAAUGCCGAGCUCCGUCCGGGCCUCCCACCGCACCCACCCCGCAUCGCCACACGCCUCAACUCACGCCAGUGUGGACCAAAUGGACCUGGAUCAACUGAGGAGAGAAAAACUCAAGAAGCAGCUAAAAGUUUUACAAUUACAGGAGGAAUAUUACACAUUAAAACUAAACAAGUUGAAAGAAAAAAAAUGAAAAUAUGCUGGGAACAAAAAACUGCACAAAGCAUAAAUCAAACUGCUUCCAUUUGAUUUUCAUUAAGUCUGUUAUAUGGAAAAAAAGUUACCAAAGGACUCGUAAAAGCUGCGUAAGAGAGCGUAAAUCCUUAAUAAACAUUGCAUUACAGUAUACAAAUAAAACCUUAGAGCGCAUUAAAUACUUAAACUACGGUAUUUGAAAUGGAAUUGGUAUGUUCCAAAACAACUCUAGUUCUUGAUGUUCUCUGUUCUGAUUUAUUUCCGUCUUGUAUUUUAGGUGAAAGGCACCUGAUAAUGAAUGCUAGCAGGAAUCCAUAAUGAUAUGAACUCUUACUGCAAACUAGGGCUGGGCGAUAAAACGAUAUAUAAAUAUAACAUGAUAGAACUUUUCUCGAUAGAAGAAUGAGUCUAUUGCAAUAGACUUUCGUUUUGAAGGCUCUGAAAUGAACACUUGUGAGUCAUUUUCUCCUCUGUGGCGAGUAAAAGUUUUAGGGUUAGUCGCCACAUGGUGAGUAAAUGUUCCAAUUAGUCAUGUUUAUCAGCCCUCCUUUUGUCUUUUGUCCUCUCCUUCCUUACCGUCUGGCCCCGCGGUCACUUCACCUCUAUGUAGCAUUUAGUUUUAGCUGAUGAAGCAGCGAUUUUUAAUACAUGCAAAAAAAAAAAAAA